AGCAGCGGUUGCUAACUGAAGCUACGUUGCUGACAUCAUUUUUCCGCGACUCCGUGUGUCGGUGAAAAUAAAAGCUGUGGAAAGCGGAGAGCAUCGAGCUCUGUGUCUUAUUUCCUGCCGAGUCCCCGUCAGCUCUCAGUGGACUGAGACCUACAACGCUCCGGAGAAAGAUUUGUUUCCCAUGGGCAACUAAACUGAGGGAAGAGCCGCUUCAGUCAUUUUGCGGGUAUCGAUCGUGAGUUUUUAAACAUACAACACUGAACAACCUAUCCAGUCUAGCAUAGCUUUUAGUUAGCUAUUCAAUUAACGUUAGCUAACAGCCCAGGGAAGGGCAACCAAGCUAGCGUCAGCUUGCUGCUGUGCUGGAAAAAAGAAGCGGAGAGGGACCCGUAGCCGCGGCGCACCGGGCUAUACUCACUGGGUCCAUCCAAAGGAACCUUUCAUAGUGCUGGAAAAUUAAAAAAGGGAAAGGAGGCCCCACUUGGUGGACCCUGUUCCGUGCGUCUUUGAAUGAGACUGCCGGAGCUGAGGGGCUGAAGAGGGCGGUGCGCGGGUCAGCGGGGGGGAGAAUCAAUGCCAAGCCCCUCCCCUCCUCAGGCGGCCUGGUGAAGGUGCAGGAGGUAGCAAGCUGGCUUUUGGAAAUGAACCAGGAUCUGCUGUCUGGGGGCAGCAGGCGGCGGCGGCCGGGGGGGUCGGGGGGGUCGGGGCGAGGUAACGGCUCCUCGGCCCGGGCGCCCCACGAGGACGGCGAGGAGGCCGAGGAGGAGGAGCACAUGGACCGGGUGGUGGAGGAGGAGGAGGAGGAGGAGGAAGAAGAGGAAGAAGAGGAGGAGGAGGAGGAGGAAGGCGAGGAGGAGGAGCAGCCACCCGCUGAGACGGGCGUGGCCGGGGAGGAGGAGGAGGAGGCGCCGUGGUCCUCCGGGGGGGCCGGGGACGGCGAGGGGCGGGGGGAGGAGGCCGCCGCCGCCACCGCCACCGAGAGUCGGGUGAACGGGGACGAGAAGGGCGCCCGGUGGGCAUGGCGACCCGAGCGGCGCCAGCCAGACGAAGAGGAGGAAGAGGAGGAGGAGGAGAACAACAACAGCGCCCGCCACGCCGAGGAGGAGGAGGAGGAGGAGGAGCAGCAGGAGGAGAGGGAGGGAACCCACGGCACCCGGGAGGACGAGGGGGAAGAGGAUGAGGAGGACGAGGAGGAAGAAGGGAUGGACCAGGAGAGCGAUGACUUUGAGCAUUCUGAGGAGGAGGAGGAGGAAGAAGAGGAGGAAGAGGAGGAGGGCGAGGAAGGAGAGUUCUCUCCCACCCACAGGAACAAUGUUGCAGACCCAAAUGACAAUGUGGACCUGUCCUCAGGACGGCAGCGCCCGACUCCGCCCUCUCUCUUUGGGAAGAAGGGUGCUGAGCGUGUCUCGCCGCUUUGACCAGGGAAGCCAGAGAUACCUCAGAGAGAACAGAGAGACUGCAGAGAGACCAGUGGAGCCAGAGAUACCUCAGAGAGAACAGAGAGACUGCAGAGAGAGACCAGUGAAGCCAGAGAUACCUCCGAGAGAACAGAGAGACUGCAGGGAGAGACCAGUGAAGCCAGAGAUACCUCAGAGAGAACAGAGAGACUGCAGAGAGAGACCAGGGAAGCCAGAGAUACCUCAGAGAGAACAGAGAGACUGGAGAGAGAGACCAGUGAAGCCAGAGAUACCUCAGAGAGAACAGAGAGACUGCAGAGAGACCAGUGAAGCCAGAGAUACCUCAGAGAGAACAGAGAGACUGCAGAGAGACCAGUGAAGCCAGAGAUACCUCAGAGAGAACAGAGAGACUGCAGAGAGACCAGUGAAGCCAGAGAUACCUCAGAGAGAACAGAGAGACGCCAGUGAACCCAGAGAUACCUCAGAGAGAACAGAGAGACUGCAGAGAGACCAGUGAAGCCAGAGAUACCUGAGCGAGAACAGAGAGACUGCAGGGAGAGACCAGUGCAGCCAGAGAUACCUCAGAGAGAACAGAGAGACUGCAGAGAGAGACCAGUGAAGCCAGAGAUACCUCAGAGAGAACAGAGAGACUGCAGAGAGAGACCAGUGAAGCCAGAGAUACCUCAGAGAGAACAGAGAGACUGCAGAGAGACGCCAGUGAACCCAGAGAUACCGCAGAGAGAGACCAGUGAAGCCAGAGGUACCUCAGUGAGAAGAGAGAGACUGUAGAGAGAGACCAGUGAAGCCAGAGGUACCUCCGUGAGAAGAGACUGGAGAGACAGAGAGACUGGUGUCACCGGAGUAACUUCAAAGAGAAAUUGAAAUUGAACAGAACGGCUCAGCAGAGAUUCCUAGAGGAGACAGUUUAGCCAGAGUUACAUCAGAGAGAAUAGAGCCUUGAGUGAGAGGUUAGUUUCAUUAUAGGUGUGUCAGAAAGAACAAAGAGCAAUUCAGAGAGAUUACAGAGUGGUCGUGGGUACCUCAGUGAGGACGGUUACCUGAGAGCGACAGCAGACAUGGUUGAAAGCGGGAAAGAACAGCUUAGCCGACGUUACCUCAGACAGAGGAUGGAGCGGCUCGAUCUGAGCAGGAGGAGAGCUGUCAUUCCUGUCACCGAGAGUGACGUGGACCGCAGGACACUGUACACGACAGGCCGCUGUGCAGUCUGCCUCUCUUAAAGAUGGCCGCUCUGCUAAGGGUGACUGGAUCUGUGUCAUCAGGUGUCUUUUCCAUUGCAGCCGUUUCAUUGGUUCAUACGUUGACCUAGAUGGGGCUGAUUGGCCCGUUGUCCUCACCCAACAUUAGUCUUUCUCAGCCUGCAUACCUUCAGUGUAAAGAAAAAAGCCUUGUAUUUCUAUUUUUUGUCUUUGUGUCUUUUUUUUUUUAUAUUGAAAAUUGUCAUCCACCACAGUGUGCUGUCAAAUGUUUCAUGACUCAGCAGAUACAAAGUUAUAAACCACAUCAAAAAUUAAAGCGUUACACUAUUGAGCAAUGGAAAAAAUAUGUUGUUUUUUAUUUUAUUUUAAAAAUUUGCUGUACCUGAGAAGUCAGCUUGUUUUGGGGGGAGAAAUAAGGUUUUUAAUAUUUGAUAAAGAAAGGUAGAAAGGUCAGUUGAAUUAGUGUGAUUUUAGCAGCUGGAAUGUGUGACUCUGCCCUGCCCUGCCAGUUGCACAGUUGCUCGGUGUGGAAAGCGGAUGUGAGUAAGCAGGCUGGCACUGUCAGGCAUUUACACAAGCUGUUCAGCCCCCCAGCCAGGCAAAUGUUUUCACUGUGUCUGUGUGUGUAUAUGUGUGUGUGUUCCUGUCUGUGUGUGUGUACGCCUGUGUGUGAGUGUCUGUGCACGUGUGUCUGUGUGUAUACGCGUGUGUGUGAAUGUGUGCGUACGUUUGUGUGCGUUUGUGUGUAUGUGUAUAUACAUGUGUGUAUACGCAUGCGUGUCUCUAGGUGUGUGUGUCUGUAUUCGUACGUGUGUGUGUAUGUGUGUGUAUACUUGUAUACUUGUGUGCAUGUGUGUGUCUACUUGUGUGUGUGUGU
Messenger RNA from Anguilla rostrata (American eel), 3491 nucleotides. Its product is annotated as cilia- and flagella-associated protein 251-like. Bases 642 to 1418 code for a protein of 258 amino acids. The transcript has 4 exons. The record is from RefSeq and is a predicted model, not a curated record. Lineage: Eukaryota; Metazoa; Chordata; Actinopteri; Anguilliformes; Anguillidae.